UGUCAGCUGAGCAAUAAUGUAUUGCAGCAACUGUCUGAUCUCACCAGUCUCCAGAGUUUUUUUUUACUGUCCUUUGAGGGCCUGGGAAUAGUUUUUAAUGUGAUGUCAGCAGUGGGUGGAUUGAUUUCUGAGUGCUGUGGACAUGGAUUGACUGCAGUGCGACAGGCUUGACUGCAGUGCGACAGGCUUGACUGCAGUCUAUAAUAAGCUUAAUGGAUCAUUGAUCACACAAGACUUACAGUAAGUUGCUAACGAAGUUGGUCUCUUCUUACUUGAAAACCCGGGGAUUUCCAGAUGCAGUUUAUAAAAGCAGCUAAGACUCCAUCCCACACAGACUUCUUCCCCAUGAAUGAAGAAGCAUACAUUUAGAAAGAAAGAUACUGCAAGAUAAACCUGCAUCACCUUCAGUCUAUAAUAAGCUUAAUGGAUCAUUGAUCACACAAGACUUACAGUAAGUUGCUAACGAAGUUGGUCCCUUCUUGAAAACCUGGGGAUUUCCAGAUGCAGUUUAUAAAAGCAGCUAAGACUCCAUCCCACACAGACUUCUUCCCCAUGAAUGAAGAAGCAUACCUUUAGAAAGAAAGAUACUGCAAGAUAAACCUGCAUUACCUUCAGUACACUUGAAGAGAGUAUAGGAAGAAAAAUGGAAGAGAGAAGGGGGCAGGACCAGGAAACGACCACAAGUGUUAUGGAUUUGCCGUCUAUGGAGACAAUUGUUUCGCAUCUAAAUAAGGGAAUUGUCUCCAUCUGUAACACCUGCAAGUCUAUCUUGGAUGCACAAGUUCAUCCAACAGCUAGGCCCAAUUAUGAACAAAUGAAGAGGCAUAUUAAGCAUGCUGAGCAGUGCCUGGAAAAAUCAAAGAAAAUGAUUGAAGAAAAACGAAAAUAUUUAGAACAAUGCAUAGAGCAGCAGAACGAAGAAAAAGGCAACGCCUCGGAUAAAUCUAAAGAAAUAGAAAGUUAUAGAGCUAGACAGAACACGGGUACAGGUGUAACAAUUGGAGGGGCGGUACUGGCUGCAAUACCAAUCCUCGGAUGGAUUCCUGGUAUAAUAAUGCUGGCUGUGGGAACCAGCGAAAUUGUUAAAGCUUCAAAUGCAAUAAGUAAUGCUGAAAGUGAGAGAAAAAAGGAGAUUGUAGAAUUGCAGCAGAAUCUACAGUUCACAGCUGAUAUUCAGGAAAUGGUCAGGAGAGCUGUGUACCUUCUGACUGUUCUUAGUGGAAGAGUCACUGAAAUGGAGAGACAAGCUCAAAGCUUCAUCCACUGGGCACCUGUGAUAGAGGCCAUGGAAGAUGUGAUGAAGGCAGCAGAAAAAGUUGCAGAGAAUCGACUCGUCUACAGUCAGAAUGUAUCAGGUCUCAUAACAACUUUGAGGGAGAAUGUUGGGGAAAUACUGGCUUUAUUGCGCUAUCAAAAUAAUUCUGACCAUGACUGCCAUCACUGAUCAUCAUCUAAUUAAUGCCUAGAACAACCUAACAUAACCAAGAGGGGCAGGAAACAAUUAAUGACAAUGAGACAUUGAAAAUACAAAACAUAAGAUAUUUCAUAUAAAAGCAUGACAUUACAAAAGUGUCAUAGUCAAUCAACAGUGCAUGUUUAAUAUUAAAAUGUAAUCAGUAAAGAGUAAGUAAGUAAGUAAUCAGAACUUUUAAUAAAUAACAAAGUAAGGGCUUGACAACAUCAUUGCAAA
Molecule: messenger RNA, 1690 nt
Organism: Cyprinus carpio (common carp)
Lineage: Eukaryota; Metazoa; Chordata; Actinopteri; Cypriniformes; Cyprinidae
Source: RefSeq, a predicted model, not a curated record